Molecule: messenger RNA, 7554 nt
Organism: Rhineura floridana
Lineage: Eukaryota; Metazoa; Chordata; Lepidosauria; Squamata; Rhineuridae
Exons: 3
Coding region: 451-1764 (437 amino acids)
Source: RefSeq, a predicted model, not a curated record
UAAAUAAACCCGCCCGGGGGGGUGGGGCUGCGAAAGUCGCUCUCCGGAGAGAGACGGAACUGCAGGUGGCAAACUGGUUUUACUUUUAAAGAGGCGGCUCCAGCCCCCGGGGGCGCGCGCUUUUGAACCCCGUUUGGGCGCGCGCCCCGCGACGCCAGCAGCCCCCCAACGGCCGAGUCCGAGCCGCCUCGCCCAGCGUGAAGGAGCCGAAGAAAGUGGCCGGUUUGCAGGUCGGCAACCCUUGAAGCUCUGCGGGGAGAGGAUUUUGCUUUCUCAGGAUGUUGGAGACAUAGGGACUCUGCUCCCAAAAAAGUGAAGGAUCUGAGACACCACCACCCCGAGACCCUGCACGACGACACCCCUGACUGACACCAGGAGAAAAGUAUCCCCUGAUGACCUCCAGCUCCGAGCAGGCUCAACAGCGGGACAGAUGCUGGCGUGGAUCCCAAGAUGAUGAUCUGUUUAAGAAGGAAAUUUUAUUUGGCCACGGGUGUGUGUGUGGUGGCCGUUGCUUCCAUGCUGAUGCUUUCCUACUACCGGAUACAGAAAUACUCUUUACUAUCCAAAUUAGUUGCAGGGAGAGGGAAAAACUUCUGCAGAGGUGGGGUCACCAACAGCUCGAUCUCAGCUUUGAGCGACAACAGAUCUUUCGUCAUCACCCCGUACUCCGAUAACAGAGUACAGAAGUUGACUCGGGUGAUUGGGGUUGUACAUCAUGAGGAAGUAAAGGAGCACUAUUGCUGGUUCUGUUGCCCAGCUGAUGAUGUGGUCUUCCUCUCUAAGGCUACCGUAGAUGUUCACUCGGAUCGAUUUGGGUUCCCGUAUGUGGUCGCGGACUUGGUCUGCGUGGAACCCUCGCACUGUGACCCUCGCUACGUGACGUUGCAGUCGUAUGCUAAAGGAGACGUUUCUGGCCUGUCGCCGCAGCUUGAAAUAAAAAACCGCCAGCGUGAGGACACUCUGGUUGACUUCACAGUGUGCAUCUCCACCAUGUUUGGAUACUACAACAAUGUCCUCCAGUUCAUACAGAGCGUGGAAAUGUAUAAGCUCCUCGGGGUGCAGAAGGUGGUGAUCUAUAAGAACAGCUGCAGCCGACUGAUGAAGAAAGUCCUGGAGUUUUAUGUGGCAGAGGGGACUGUGGAGAUAAUUCCCUGGCCAAUCACAUCCUACCUCAGCGUUUCUACCCAAUGGCAUUUUAUGGGUGAUGGGACCCAAAUUGGCUACUAUGGACAAAUCGCAGCUCUGAAUGACUGCGUCUACCGGAAUAUGUACAGGAGCAGAUACGUACUGCUGAACGACAUCGAUGAAAUUAUUUUGCCUGUUCAACAUAUGGAUUGGAAAGCCUUGAUGCAAAGUCUCGAGGAGCAAAAUCCAGAGAUUGGUGUUUUCCUCUUUGAGAACCAUGUCUUUCCUAAUAACGUGUUCACCCCCACCCCUGUCAACAUUACCCGUUCGUGGAACGCAGUACCUGGAGUCAACAUCCUGCAGCACAUUCUCCGAGAACCAGACAGGAAAGAGGUCCUCAACCCGCGGAAAAUGAUUGUCGAUCCCAGGAAAGUGGUUCAGACGUCAGUUCACUCUGUCCUCCAGGCGGUGGGAGACAGCGUGGAGGUCCCCAUGGAUGUUGCAAUUGUCUUCCACUGCCGGACCCCCUUCCAGCCAGACCUGCCCAGGGAAUCUUUGAUUAGGGACACCACACUAUGGAGAUAUAAUUUGUCACUCAUCAGCAGAGUUAGCCAAGUUCUACAGAAGAUACUAUUGUGAAGUGAUAAGCCCAGAAAACAUUACUGAUAUCUGUCUUUGGGUGCUAACCCUAAGAAGAGGUUGUGCAUGUUGAGCUUCCCAUGCAGCCAGGCGUCCGGGAAAUGAAUACAAAAAGAAUGUGUUUGCUCGUGACUGUCUGAGAUUGUGAAUCACGGAGCCAGAGGAAGAGAGAUGGUAUGUUUGUUCAUUCAUUGGCAAAAGUGCAUAGAUAUGCAACAUGAUGGGUCAGCCACCAGUGGUUCAUUGGCUUCAGCAUCCUGUCUCCAGGAUGCUUCAGAAGUCACGGACCAUAGGCCACAGGAAGGAUGGAAGACACCAUCUCUCUUGCGCUGAGUUCCCUUCAACUUGAAAAGUCUUUAAAGACAUAGGGGGUGUCUUGUGUGGUUUGAUCAAGGAUCUGUUUUACUAACCCAGUACCGUAUGUGGUCUGUGAAACAUACAUACAUAUAUAUCCCAAUACAAGUACUAUAUAUAUUGAUACAAAAUUGUAGAGUGCUCCUGUUCAAGGUACCAGCCAGCCAGCUAUGCCCUCUUUAGGUUACUCCAUUCCAUUGCCUGUCCCCUCCAGUUUUCUAUCGCCUUCUUCCCCUGCCUCCCCACAACAGCCAACAUUCAGUGGCCAUUCAACAUGCUUAAUCCUUGGGUUAGUUUCCCCCUCCCCUAAUUUUUGUUUGUAUUUCUGCAAAUCGUGGGUUUCCUCCAAACCCACUGAUACCAUGGAUGAUGCUGUUUUGGCUACAUAAGGAAUGGCACCUGUAGCCUGAACACUGGAAACAGAACAUAUACGCACGCUUUGCUCAGGCCAUUCAGAUUCGUCACAGAUGAGUUCUACAACCACCAUAGUAAAUAGCUGUAGAAACUUGUCAUAUGCAAAUUGAGCAAAUCUGCAUGCUUGAUAUUUUCUUAAUUAUAUAAUUAUUCCAGUUUUGACUGUCACAGUAGCAGCAAGAUGAUAUUCUGGAACCUCGGUUGCAGCCCCCUGCAUGUCUUACUCAGCUGUUCCUCUGGCUUUUUAGUUGCUGUUAUCCACACCCCUUUAUUUCAAGCAAACCUUCCCAUCAACAGGGGCUAGAAACUUAUUUCUUCUUAAACAAAAGUUGAGAUUCCCAGCAAGUUAGUUUCUGGACCCAGCAGCGCAUUCUGUUCUUCCACAGAAUCCCUGAACUCAACAUCCUGGGUUGUAUCCAGCUAAGUUCUACUGAGAAUGGACCCCCUGAAGUUAAUUGUACAUAAGUUACUCACGUCUAUCAGUUUCAGUGAGCCUACUCUCCAAUAGGACUAGCGUUGGAUGCAACCCUAUGUCUCUGAAUAGGAAUGGUGAAUUGCAGAGAGCAUUUACCCCACCUCAAUUUGCAACCAUGUCUUCCUCAGCCUGGUCAUAUGUAUUUGUUAGAAACCAUUGGUUACCACAAAAAAAUACAAACAGUAUUCCUGAGCUUGUUGCCCUCCGGAUGAUUUGGACUAGGACUCCCAUCAGCCCCUGCCAGCCAAAACCACCUGUCAAUUGAGAGCCUGUAUUUGUGGAAUGCACUUAAUAGAAAACUUUGAAUGCAAUCCUGUGCAUGUGAACUCAGAAAUGAGUGCCACUGCUUAGUCUCCAGCAAGUUUAAGAUUGCAGUCCUAACCCAGUUAGAUAUUGUAUUGUCCAUUCUAGUUCUGUCCUAGGGAUAUAUUUAAAUAUAUAUAUGUGAGCAAGCUAGCUAGACAAGCAGGGAUUUCAGGAUAAUGGAAAUGGAAAUGGUCCGCCUUCAAGUCGAUUACGACUUAUGGCAGCCCUAUGAAUAGGGCUUUCAUGGUAAGCGGUAUUUAGAGGUGGUUUACCGUUGCCUCCCUCUGAGGCUGAGAGGAAGUGACUGGCCCAAGGUCGCCCAGUGAGCUUCAUGCUGUGUGGGGAUUCGAACCCUGGUCUCCCAGGUCGUAGUCCAAUACUCUAACCACUAUGCCACACUGGCUCUUUCAGGAUGAUAAUUACUGCCAAACAAGGUGGUAAUCUUUGCUGCAAGACAGAACAAAAAACAGAGGAUUUUUAUAAAGCUAAACGAGGUUUCCUGUUAAGGGAAAUCUCUUUAAUUGCAUAUCAUUCAGCAGCCCCAUUGAUUCCUGGAUUCUAAGUGCACUGUUGACCUGUGUUUAGCAAGCCUCAUUAAGAUUGCAAUCUUAUGCACCUUUAAAACUUGAAUAAAGUGGGCUGGUAUCUUAGGAUCAUAGAGUUGUAGGGGACCUUGCCUGAUGUAGGAAAGCCAGAGGAUAACUCAGCACAUGACUGACUAGCUUCUGAUUGCUUGAAUUAAGCGGGGCUGAUUUCUGACUUGAAAAGAAAGUGUGUCUUCAGACAAUGAAAGUAUGGGAUUUGCUCCCACAAGAGGUAGUGGUGGAUAAGGGUAUCAGUGGCUACUAGCCACAGUGGCUCUGUUCUCCCUCCACUGUUGGGAGACAGUAUGCCUUUGAAUACUGGUUGCUGGGAAUUGCAGGCAGGGAGACGCUGUUGAACUCAGGCUCUGCUUGCGGGCUUCUCAUGGGUGUCUGGUUGGCUACUGCAGGAUCGUUGGACUAGAUGGGUCUUUGGCCUGAUCCAACAGGGCUCUUCUUGUGUGCUUAUGAGCAAACACACUUUGGAUCGUAGGAUCCUAGAGUUGUGAUGCAGGAAAUCCAGCAUUCCCAACAGAUGACUGUCCACUGCCCCACCAAUCUGUCUGUCCUUUGCCAACCCCCACCUGCCUGCCUUCUUACUUACAACCAAUCACAGCCUGUUAUUGUAUCUGGCUCCACCUACUGCUGGCCUCCCUGCCUUCCGACCCACCAGUUCCAGUGGGCACCAGCCACUGCUGCUUUCCUUUCUCCCUUUAUUUCCCCCUUCCACUUAUCUCGACUGUCCCUACUCUAAGCAACCUCCUUCCCUCCAAACAUGAGCCCUAAACACGGACUAUUUCACCAGCGUCUGCCAGUCAGAGUACAGAGAAGGGGGAUGGAUGUACCAAAGGUCUAUAUAAGGUAGCCACAGACGUUAGACGUGAUGAUGAUGAUAGCACAGUGUUGAUUAUUUCUUAAACCUGCAUGCUCAUUAUAAGCAAGUUAUGAAGGGGCGUACAAAAGGCGGUGAGGCCUCAUACUCAGGGAUCACACAAGUCAGGGGUCGCCAACCUUUUUAGGCCAGGGGGUACAUUUGGAAUGUUGCCAUGGGGUGUGUGGCAUAACCCCAAAUGGCUGCUGUGGGAAUGUGGUACUGACUCAAAAGUGACUAACAUGCCAUAAGUGAGCCAGACUCUUUACAAUGAGUCCCACAACUCAACCCGCACUGAGUGAAUAUUAUUAUUAUUAUUAUUAAUAAUAAUAAUAAUAAUAAUGUGGUAUGUUUGUUUGUCUUGCUGUUAAACUUAAUAUUUUCAACUCAUGACAUACCGUGUUUAUUCCACCGUGAUGCCCCAAAACAGAUUUGGGUCUUUGUCAGGUUGUUAAUGGGAUAUGCAAAAACACAAGAGGACUUUAAAAAUAACAAUCAAAUAUACUUUCUAUCCCAGUGGUGGAGUAGCUCUGUUUGGGCAAGUGAUGUUAUCUCAGGGAAUGGGGAACCUGUGGCCCUCCAAAUAUUGUUGGAGUACAACUCCCAUCAGCCCAGCCAGCAUGGCCAAAGAUCAGGGAUGAUUGGAGUCAUCCAAAAGCAUCUGGGGAGUCAUAGCUUUUCCUAACUCCUUUUGUUAUUAUGGACCUUAAAAAUGUAUGCAAACGUGUUUUGCAUGCAGUUUUUAUUUAUUUAUUUAUUGUAUUUGUAUACCGCCCCAUAGCCGAAGCUCUCCGGGCGGUAUGCAGUUCUUGUAUGCAGAGUUAUAGUGUCAGUUCUGCAUAGGAAAAACUGUUUGAAAAGGGGUAUGCUUUGGCGCUUAACUUCUUGGAAAACGUGGAUGUUUAAAGAAGGUGGCGGAUGCUUCUGAAAGGAGGCUUCUUGCCACCCAUGGUGGGUGUGAAAAACCAAAACGUGAUCAGAUAGCAGGAGAUGGUGAUGGGUAUUAACGGCAGAAAUGUUUCAACUCAAGCUGGAACCAGAUCCAGUGGUGUGUUGCUGAAUUACGUUGAAAAUUGGAUCACGUCAGGAGAAAAGCUGGUGUAUUAAAUUAUGCAUGGUGUGAAGAGGUUCCUUCUCUUAUAAUAUUAGAACUCGGGGACAUCCAAUGAGGCUGAAUGUUGGAAGCUUCAGGGCAGACAAAAGGAGGUCCUUCUUCACACAGUGUGUAGUUAACCAAUGGCAUUCACUCCUGCUAGAGUGACGGCUACCAACUUGGAUGGCUUUAAAAGAUUAGAGAAAUUCAUGGAGGAUAAGGCUAUCAAUGGCCCCUCGCACUGAUGGCUGUUCUACCUUCACUGUCGGAGACAGUAUGCCUUUGAACAGCAGUUGCUGGGAACUGCAAGGUGGGAUCAAUGUUGUUGCACUCAGGUCCUGCUUACAGCCAUCCGGUAGCCAUCUGAGGCUGCUGAGAGUUGUUAAAAGACUCCUCCUCACAGAGCUAGUUUCCAGAAUGGUUCAAUAGUCAGUCCCUCUUCCCAGGGAACUCUGGGAAUUGUUAACUCUGUGAGGGGCAUAGAGCUCUCUGAACAACUCUCAGCACCCUUCGCAAACUACACUUCCCAGGAUUCUUUGGGGGAAGCCAGCAUUGCUUAAAGUGGAACAAAUGUAUGGUACGAACAUGGUCUUUGACCAAUGGUCCAUCCACUUCAUUACUGUCUACAUUAACCGGCAGUUUUUUAGGGUUUUCAGAUGAUGGACAUUCCCAGGCCUACCUGGAGAUGCCAGGGAUUGCCCCUUGGACCUUCUGCAUGGAAAGCUGAUGCUCUACCACUGAGCCUUUCUCUAAGCAGGUGGUCUCAUAGGUCAGCCGUGUGCUUAUGGUCCACAAAAUACAUUGCCUAUAUGUGGGGGAACUAAGUUCCUGACUCUGGAAACUACUGUAUUAUGUAUUAUAUAUCAAGAGCCUCAGGACCAGAGCACUUUAGAGGCAAAUGGAUUUCAAGUAAUCGUGUCUUGAGUGCUGUGUUUAAUUAUUUAGUCUUUGUUUUGCUUUCUAUCUCUAAAAAAAGUAUGCCUUGUACUAGAUUUGCGGGGGCGGGGAGAACAAGAAAACUGCAACCCAAAUCUGACGUCAUUGGAUUUUUAUGCCUUGCGGUGCUUAGCUGUUGCCCUAAUCCGCCUCCAGGGAUCCUAAUUGACUGAAAAACAAACACCCCGCCCCCCCCUGCCAUGUGGCAUGCUUAUAUGCCUUCCACAGCACCAUCCUCUACAGACAUCCACAGAGCAGACUCCACACCGUGCGGAGGGAUGCAUUAUCAGCUGCUAGUGAGAGAAACAGUGCGACAGAGUGGGUAGAGUGUCAGACUCAUAAAAGGGAGAGUAAGGUUCAAAUCUUCACGCGGUUACUGUCUCUCUUGCAUGUUGUUCUGAAUGCCUUUGGGCAGUGUUAGGGAACCUUUUUGUUUUACCCCGAGGGCCACAUUCCCUUCUGGGGUGGCCACAUGCCAGAUUCAAGGUGCUGGUACUGACCUACAAAGCCCUACACGGUGUGGGCCCGCAAUACCUGAUGGAACGCCUCUCCCGCUAUGAACCUACCCGUGCACUUCGUUCGACAUCUAAGGCCCUCCUCCGAGUACCGAGUCAUCGAUAAGCUCGGAGGGUAAUGACAAGAUCCAGGGCCUUUUCUGUGAUGGCCCCCGAAUUGUGGAACAGUCUCCCCGAGGAGGUACGCCUGGCGCCUACGUUGUUAUCCUUUCGGCGCCAGGCUAAAACCUUCCUAUUCUCCCAGG